Messenger RNA from Equus caballus (horse), 4901 nucleotides. The record is from RefSeq and is a predicted model, not a curated record. NCBI's taxonomy places the organism in Eukaryota, Metazoa, Chordata, Mammalia, Perissodactyla, Equidae.
UCCUGCAGAGGAUAAAGAUUGCUAAGAAAACCAGAACAAAAGUGGGCUAUCUGAGGCUGUGUGAGUGACAAUAUAUGAAGUACACGUGGCAACGGGUGAGCUUUGGAAUGCUGGAACAGUAGCAAAUGUCUACAUGUCUAUCUAUGGGGAAAAGGGAGAUACAGGAUCCAGACAACUAUUUAGAUCGAAGACCUCCUUCAGUUUUUUAAGAGGACAAACUGACACCUUCUCCUUGGAAGCUGUGCACCUUGGGGAUUUGUACAAGAUUGUCAUAGGCCAUGAUGGGCUUGGCCCUGGAAAUGGAUGGUUUCUUGAAGAUGUUAUAGUCAAGGAUCCCACAACAAACCGUGAAUACACCUUCUUUUGUCACAGAUGGCUGGAUCAAGGGGAAGAUGAUGGUAAAAUUGUCAGAGAACUGUAUGCCAGGGACUACAAUAUCAUCUCUGCAAGGCAGAAGCUAGAAUUUAAUAGAAAAGAAACAUGGGCUGCAGAAAGCUGGAAGUUUAUGAAAGGAAACACUCUUCAAUUCUACAACAGGCUUACUGGAGGAUUUGUCCGUCUGCAUCCAAAUGGCACAGUUGACGCAGUUGGAAAGAAGACAGACAAAUAUGAGUGGGAGAUAACGGCACUACUCGUGAAGUUUGGAGGUCUCUUUGAUGUUAUUUUCAACAAAGAAAAUAUAUGCAUUUUCCAAAGUCAUAAAAUUAGACAUCUUUCUCUUGCUCUUGACAAUGGCUCUGUCGCUGGAAUGGCUAGUGGUGGAGCCUCCACUAAGCUGCGGGUGCUUUAUCAGCCCAACCGCUGUGCACUUCUUGAGUCAGCACUGGUUCCUGGUCACAUGGUUAUUUUUGAUCAUCAUGGCAAAAUAGCUGAUGAAUCAUCAGCAGGCUAUGCAAACCUUUCAAAAGAAUUUGUGGUUUUUGUCAAGGGUAUGUUCCUCAACAGUGCUGUGAUUCUACUUGCUACGAGUCUAUGCCAGGCCCUGUGUAUCCAGCCCGAUGGAAGCUGCACUGGAGUGGGGAACCAGUCUGAAAAAUCCUACUGGAAAGUACAUAAAAUCAGCUCUGGGAUUUGCAUGUUUGAAAGUGUGAAAAAUGCACAGAUGUAUCUGAGGAUUAAGGAUGGCCAGUGUGAUGGAACAGGUACAGGAGAUAUUGACUGUCAUUUUAAAAUUAAGAAGAACUUGGAAAAUGCAUCUAUAAGCCUGGAAUCUGUGAAGAACCCAGGAUUGUUUGUUGGACUUCAGUCAGAUGGACAGGCAAAACCAGUUAUUUAUACCAAGAACGGAAGUGUUUUCUUCUAUCCACAAGUCAUCAAAUUUGGCAGAGAAGACCCAACGGGUAUAUCUGCAACACCCAGUAAAGAAGAGGAGAAGAUCCGUGGGUCAAAAAAACGGCAAGAAACACCCCCAGAAUCUGAGGCCAGAGGUCCCUUACUUUCUUCAACUGCAAAAGAGAUCAGUGAGACUCUUCUGUCAGAAGAUGAAUGGAAGGUGUUAGUGCUGACAGGAAAUACAGGGACUCAAGCCAAUGUCACACUAUGGGUGUAUGGAGAUGAAGGAGUCACUGGACCAAUAAGUCUUAGCAAGGACAGCUCAGAGCAGCUCUUCCUUCCAAGACAGGAGGAUGAGUUUCAGAUUGAAAUAAGGAACAUUGGAAUAAUAUAUAAGAUAAGGAUUGGACAUGAUGGAACUAGCGAGCAACCUGAGUGGAACUUACAGAGGGUCACCAUGCAACAUAUAAAGAGCAAGAAGACCCUAGAUUUUCCAGUAAAUGUGUGGUUAUCUCGAAUCCAAGGAGAUGGGGACCUUGUCUGUGAGCUUCCUGUAGUAGAAGGAGGGCAAGCUAUUUUUCCAUUAGUGAGAUACCAUGUUGAUGUUCAUACUGGACAAUUGAAGCAAGCAGAAACGGAGUCUGAUGUUUCCCUAUGUCUCUUUGGGGAGAGGGGAGACUCUGGUCUUAGACUGCUGUACAAAUCUAACAUGCCCGUAAAAUUUCAAAGAGGACAGAUUGAUACAUUUCAAGUAGAAGCAGUGUCGCUUGGAAAACUGCAGAAGGUGCUGUUGCGCUGCGAGGCCAGUGACAAAUCACAGUACUGGUAUUGUGAAAAGGUUGUGGUCAGAGAAUCUGGUACUACAUCUGAGUCCACCUUCACCUGUGAAAGAUGGCUUCCCUUUAUGUCUCAGGGAAUAAUUCAUUCAGAAAUCGAACUUUUUCUUCAAGAAAUGCAAAUAAAUCAUCAACCUAAAAUACAAGAGGGAGCAAAUGAAGGAGAUUGGAAGGUGACUGUUAUCACUGGGGAUCUUGAAGAUGCCGGCACCACGGCAACAGUAUCCCUUUCUGUCUAUGGAGAAACAAGAUGUUCAGGUCCUAUUAUUUUGGGAUCUGGGAAACACCAACUGUUUAACUCCAACAGUGCAGAUAUAUUCAAGAUUAAUCUUAAAGAUAUUGGUGAAAUCUAUAAAAUACGCAUUGGACAUGACAACAGAGGAAAGGAUCCCAGGUGGUAUCUGGAAGAAAUUAGACUUGAAAAUAUAGACACACGUGAGCUGUUUUGUCUAACUGUUGAUUCCUGGAUAGCUGAGAAUGAAAAUGGUGGAGAUACAUGGAAAGAAAUGCCUGUCGUGAGAACUAAUAAAGCACCUUUGCCAGUGGUGGCUUAUGAGAUCUACGUAUACACUGGCAGGAAGCCUGGUGCAGAGACAGAAUCUAACGUAUUUAUCAACCUCAUUGGCACCAGAGGAGAUUCGGGGAAUCGAAGACUUCAUCAAUCCAAAAAUAACAAAGUCAAGUUCCAGCGUGGACAGGUUGAUAUUUUUUCCAUUGAGGCGGUGUCUCUUGGAAAAUUGAAGAAAGUUCUGAUUAGUCACAAUGGGAUAGGUCCAGGUAAUGGAUGGUUUCUUGAGAGUAUUGUUGUUAAAUCCGAAGAGGAAGAUGGCAAUCAAGAGGUGCUGUUUCCGUGCAACAGCAGAUGGCUAGAUGAGUACCAAGAUGACGGCAAGACGGAGAGGGAACUGCUGGCAGAGAGAAGCUUCAGUGCAGCAGGAGACACUGGAUCUGUGGCCUCCUGAAGGGGGCCCACUGGGUCUGUGUCUCCACUGAGCCUUCCAAGGCAGUUGAUCUGAUUGUGAUAGUGUACUUACCCUUUCCUUGUCCUGGAGCCCACACUCGGGGAGGAUCAGUUUGUGCUGGACACAUUCAUUGCUUUUGAGAAGCAUCAGCCAACAACUGACCAAGAUCAACCUUUGAUAACUGGGGAGCACAUAUUGUUUCUUCUUUCAGAAACUCUUACACCUGCUAAGUUCACUGAAAUUUUAGGUAGCCUUAGUAGAAUAUAGUCAAAGAGCUACAUAGUAACAUUUGAUUAAUAUAAAAAUACUUUUAUAAAACAUAUGUUAAUUUUAAGGUGGAAAUCUUAUUCUUGGAUAAUGGUAUGUCUCUCUUAGAUUGGUGGUCAUAUAAAGAAGAAAAGGUGAAAAAAAUGAUUGGAUUGAAUUGUGUUCCCACUCUACUUCACACUGGUCCUUGUUGACUCGGUUUUUGGGGAGCUGGUCACUGAGGCUGCAGUGGACAACAGCAAGGCAUUGUACAGGGAACACAUGUCGAAGGGACAUCUUCCAUCUAUGAGUCACUUUCCUUGGUUAGGCUCAAAAACUUACCAACUUGAUGCCACAGGCUGCUUGUUCCAAUCCUUCAAAGUGGCACAUGAGAUAAAACACACUUGCCAGCCUAGGUGAGGCAUGGCAUGACUUUGACAGUAAAGAGACCUCUUUGAAUCGUGAUUCUGCCACCCUGAGGUAAACACUAAAAUCAUCCAUAUUUUGCAGAUGAGGAAACCAAGAGUAGGAAAGGCUCACCUAAGCUCUUCUCCCUUCUUCCUCUUGCCCAAGCUUACCUACUGCCUUCCUCUACACGGUUUUAGGUACCCCGUGAAAUCACACAGAUGGUUCCAAAUCCUGCACACCACCUUCACGGUUCUUGUCAUACACGGGUACCACCUGUACCAUUGUAUACUUAACGUUUUUUUCUUUAAAUUAACUUUAAAUUAGGCUAUUUGCAGAUGGAAGGAACUUAGCCUUGUCCUAAAUUAUAUUCAUAAUAUCGAUGAAGUCAGUAAUGUCAUUACAUUUUUUCCUAAAACGCAUUAAAAUGAAUCUAUACCUAACAAAAAUUUUAGUUAGUCUACGUGCUACCUAAAAUUGUCUUAUAAACAUCCAGUGGGCUUGGCAUAUAGUGAUCAGUAAACAAUGUUUCAAUAAAUAGAACCAUGUUAUCAUGGUUUACCUUUUACCAAUCCAUGGCUAAGGACUAAUCCAGUCCUUAGAAAUGGUACAUUUUACCUCUGAGUCUGAAAACACCUCAAGAAUAGAGCUUCAGAGAAUUGAAGUUGAAAACAGUUUUUGCUAAAGUGGUCAACAGACAACGUUAGGGGUAAGAAUAACCAGUAUAUUUCCUGCAGGCUGUGGGAAAUCAUGAUGAACCACCUCUAACCCUUCACGAUGCUCAUUGCACAGUGCCCGGCACAAAGCAGAUGCUGAAUAAACACACUCAUUUACUAAGUAGAAGUUUGUUAAGCACCUUCUGUGUGCCUGACACAAAGUCAGGCACUGAAGGCAAACUGGCAAACAGCACAGUUAUUUCCCUGCCCUCAGAGGGGCUUCUGCCGCAGCGGGGAACUGAGUGGAUAAUGCCCUAUUGAACACAGACCAAGGCCACUCACUGCUGAAUUGCAAGCUCUCUGGAGGUAAAGAUCACCUGGGCUCCUCUGUAUUUUCAGUUCUUGGCAUGUCGCCUGGCUCAUAGUAAGUGCUUUGCGUCUAUUAAUGCAUGAAUCAUCCCGGCCUUAAAAUACAAUACGCCUUGUAAAUGAUUCCAAUAUUAAAUUAUACCUGAUUCAGCUCA